Schistosoma spindalis is the source of this 720-nucleotide messenger RNA. The record is from the annotation of a GenBank genome assembly. NCBI's taxonomy places the organism in Eukaryota, Metazoa, Platyhelminthes, Trematoda, Strigeidida, Schistosomatidae.
AUGAGUUGGAACGAAACCGGUUGGUGGGCUGAUCAAGAAGAAACCGAACUUUCGUAUGCUCGUGACAAACUGGAUUCGUUGCUGCAGAUCUUAAAAGAGGACCCAGCUAAGACCAAGACGAGCACCAAGUAUAAGGAUGAAAUGGCUGGUCGGCGAGAUUCUUCAGAAAAGGAAAAGUUUAGGAGUCCAUUUUAUAAAGUAUCUCCGAAUGAUAUUAAAAGGAAGAAACGACGAGUACCAUCUGAGGAAGAAGAAACAUACAAAGAAUCAUUUGUCAUAAAGGUUUUUGAGAGAAGUGUGGACUUUGGACAGUUUAGCGAAAACGCUCCUUUGUAUCCAAUGGCUAGAUCAUGGAUACGUAAUCUUAAUCAGGGUGAUUCUUCAUCAUGGAAUGAUGUUCCAAAUGUUGAUGAUGACCAGGAGAACAGUGACCAGUUGCCUGACUGUCAUUACACGCUACCUAAGCCAAGUGAUGGAUUGACCGAUAAUGACAUUAGGAUACCGCCUCCUCUCCCAUCGGACGGUCAGCCAUUCCUUAUUAACGUUGAGAACCCACCUAAGGAAAUGUCUCCUGAAGGAUUAUUGGAACAACACAUUGUCCGUUGGAGAGAAAUUCGGAGAAAAUGGAAAGCUGCCUGUCGCGAUAACGAAGAACGGUAUUUGGACUCUUAUCUUAUUCUCAAAGAAACGUAUGACAAAUUCUGCAAGGACAUACCAUAA